This is a messenger RNA of Phlebotomus argentipes, 6057 nucleotides long. RefSeq names its product receptor-type guanylate cyclase Gyc76C-like. NCBI's taxonomy places the organism in Eukaryota, Metazoa, Arthropoda, Insecta, Diptera, Psychodidae. The record is from RefSeq and is a predicted model, not a curated record. The transcript is spliced from 12 exons. Bases 21 to 4298 code for a protein of 1425 amino acids. Gene Ontology annotation, biological process: intracellular signal transduction; protein phosphorylation; cGMP biosynthetic process. Gene Ontology annotation, molecular function: ATP binding; guanylate cyclase activity; protein kinase activity.
CGGCCCCGCUGCGAGGGGCCAUGACGUGUUGGCCCUUGUCUGUGCUCCUCCUGCUCACGGCUGUGACCGCCGCGGUCGCCUCCGCCACACCGGAUGGCUCGUCCAGGGAGCCCAAGCAGAGAACCCUCGUGGGACGCUUCGGCAGCGAGGGCUACUCCGACCGGCACUCGGUGCCCAGAGACAACGCCAAGACUGUCCUCACCGUUGGCUACCUCACGGCCAUCAAGGGCGAACUCAAGGACAAGCAGGGCCUCGCGAUCUCCGGGGCCCUCACAAUGGCGCUGGAUGAGAUCAACAACAAUCCCUACAUUCUGCCCAAUGUGACUCUGGCGCUGCGCUGGAACGACACACGCGGCGACACCGUGCUGGCCACGCGUGCCAUCACGGAGAUGAUUUGCGACGGCGUGGCGACGUUUUUUGGACCGGAGGGACCGUGCCAUGUUGAGGCUAUUGUGUCGCAGAGUCGCAAUAUUCCAAUGAUUUCCUAUAAAUGCUCCGAUUACAUGGCGUCCACCAUUCCAACAUUCGCAAGAACUGAGCCGCCGGACACGCAAGUGACCAAAUCCAUCAUCUCCCUCCUCAACUACUACGGCUGGAAGAAGUUCUCCAUCAUCCACGAGGAGCUGUGGACCACCGUGGCCAAUAAUCUGCAGGAGCAGGCCAAGCAGAAGAACAUGACGGUCAACCACAUGCUGCCCGUCGUGGACAAUCACAAGUGCUGCGAGAACAGCAUGGAGUGCUGCAGGAGUGGCUACUGGUACCAGGUUGUGCAGAACACGAUGAACAGGACGAGGAUCUACGUGUUCCUGGGGCCCGUGUACGCGCUGGUGAACAUGAUGGAGGCCAUGGAUGCCGUUCAGCUGUUCGCCAAGGGUGAGUACAUGGUGAUCUUCGUGGACAUGAUGACAUAUUCCACGCGCGAGGCGCAGAAGUACAUCUGGAAGCCGGAUCAUCUCAACAAGCACACCUCGUGUCGGGAGAUUGACAACUUCAAGCAGCGCGCCAGGAGUCUGCUGGUCAUUGUGUCCUCGCCACCGGCGGAAAACUACGAGAGCUUCACUGAGCAGGUGAGGGAGUACAACAAGAGAGAGCCCUUCAACUUCUCCACGCCGAUCUUCUUUAAGAAAUACAUAAAGUUUGUGUCUAUUUAUGCGGCUUAUUUGUAUGAUUCUGUGAUGUUGUAUUCAUUGGCGUUGGAUAAACUGUUGAAGGAUGAGCAGAAGCCUCUGACACCGGACUUGAUUCAUGAGAUAGCCAGCAAUGGCACGAAGAUAAUUGAGACCAUCAUCAACAAUAAGACAUACAAAAGUAUUACCGGAGCGACGAUAAAGAUUGAUGGAAAUGGUGAUUCCGAGGGUAACUUUUCCGUGCUGGCGCUCAAGCCUUUCCACUUUGUCGAGGAGAACUUCUCCUGUGACUAUCACAUGAUGCCAGUGGCGUAUUUUCAGCAAGGAGAAGAUUUUCCAGAAUACAAGAUCAUCAAUGCGUCCGUGAAGAUCGACUGGCCGGGCGAGGAUCGACCCUUCGAUGAGCCCUCGUGUGGCUUCAUGAACGAACUGUGUCCGCGCGAUGACACGCACAUCACGUCAAUGGUGGUGGCGGGCAUUCUGGCGCUGGUGCUGUUCUGCGCCGGCGUCAUCACGAUGAGCAUCUAUCGCAAGUGGAAGAUCGAGCUGGAGAUCGAGGGGCUGCUGUGGAAGAUUGAAUCUCACGAGAUCAAGGGCUACUUCAACAAUGACAUCGUGUCGUCGCCCAGCAAAUUGAGCCUGGCCAGCGCGGCGUCCUUCAACUCGCGCUGCUCCAAUCAGGUCUUCACCACCACGGGCAGAUUCCGGGGCGUGGUGGUGCGCAUCAAGGAGCUGAAGUUUGCACGCAAGAAGGACAUCUCGCGCGAUAUCAUGAAGGAGAUGCGAUUGCUGCGCGACCUGCGACACGACAACAUUAAUAGCUUUAUUGGGGCGUGCGUGGAGCCUAUGCGAAUCCUACUAGUCACUGAUUACUGCGCCAAGGGGAGUCUCUACGACAUCGUGGAGAAUGAGGACAUCAAGCUCGAUGAUCUCUUCAUAGCGUCACUGGUGCACGACUUAAUUAAGGGAAUGAUUUACAUCCACAACUCAGCUUUAAUAUUCCACGGAAACCUCAAGUCCUCAAAUUGUGUUGUGACGUCGCGCUGGAUGCUGCAAGUGACGGACUUCGGACUGCACGAUCUGCGGCACUGUGCCGAGAAUGAGUCCAUUGGGGAGCAUCAGUACUAUCGCAGUCAGUUCUGGAAGGCGCCGGAGUUGCUGCGAAAUCCCACGAUCUACGGCAGCCAGAAGGCUGACAUCUACGCCUUCGCCAUUGUCCUGUAUGAGAUCAUCAGUCGCAAGGGGCCAUUUGGGCAGACGGGUUACGAGCCGAAGGAGAUCAUUGAGAUGGUGAAGCGCACGCCAUUGGACACAGAGGAGCCCUUCAGGCCGGACCUGGAGAGCAUCACAGAGAUGGACAAUUGUCCUGACUACGUUCUCAAUUGCAUCGAAGACUGCUGGAAUGAGAAUCCCGACCUCAGACCAGACUUUGCCACUGUGCGGACUCGACUGAAGAAGAUGCGCGGCGGCAAGUCGAAGAACAUCAUGGACCAAAUGAUGGAAAUGAUGGAGAAGUAUGCCAAUAACUUGGAGGACAUCGUCAAUGAGCGCACACGAUUGCUGUGCGAGGAGAAGAAGAAGACUGAGGAUCUUCUCCAUCGCAUGCUGCCGCAGUCCGUGGCGGAGAAUCUGACCCGCGGACAUGGUGUGGAGCCUGUGUCCUUUGACUCCGUCACAAUCUACUUCAGCGACAUUGUGGGCUUCACGGCGAUGUCAGCCGAGAGCACGCCACUGCAGGUGGUGAACUUCCUCAACGAUCUCUACACCGUCUUCGAUCGCAUCAUCAAGGGCUACGAUGUGUACAAGGUGGAGACGAUAGGAGACGCCUACAUGGUGGUUUCCGGGCUGCCGAUUAGGAAUGCCGAUCGCCAUGUGGGUGAAAUUGCGUCCAUGUCGCUGGAUCUGCUGCAAGCGGUGCGAUCGCACAAGAUCUCGCAUCGUCCCAACGAGACGCUCAAGCUCAGGAUUGGGAUGCACACAGGACCUGUGGUGGCGGGCGUUGUGGGACUCACGAUGCCACGAUACUGUCUGUUCGGUGACACUGUGAACACAGCUUCGCGGAUGGAGUCGAACGGCGAGGCGCUCAAGAUUCACAUUUCCGGCCAGUGCAAGCAGGCGCUGGACAGGAUUGGCGGCUAUGUGACUGAAAUGAGAGGUGUGAUUCCGCUUAAGGGGAAAGGUGAGGUCGUGACUUACUGGCUGGUUGGCGCCACUGAGAAAGCCAUUCAACGGAAGCCCGUGGCGUUGGAGGAUAUGCCACCGCCGCUGUUCUGUCGUCCGCGACGGAGUCCGAAGCUCAACUGCGAUUCCCGUCAGCCGAGUCUCAUCGGAGCGGCGCACUUUGGUGCUGGCAGUCGGCGGCAGUCAAAUAUUCCGCGCACGGACGUCGAGAGCACAUGCAGCCUGCAAGGAUCCAUUCUGCACGGCUGCCGGGACUCACCGAGGCCCACGCAGAGGAAGCUGGAGCGCGUGCCGCUGUAUCUCAACGAAGAAUCUCACCAUGUGCUUGAGCAUGUUGAGUGCUGCGAGCCCGUCAACGGCGGCGACUGUCCGAAGAAGCCCUUCGCCAUGGUGAAACCCCGCCAGGUGCUGCGCUCGAUUGCGUCCAGCGAUGAGUAUGGCAAGUUCGAGGGCAUCUUGCGCGAGAGUCGAUCGCUGGAUCCGUUUCCCAGUCAAUUGCGGCGACGGGACAUCUUCAAGAUGCCCAUCAAGUUUGCCAAGCGGGGCUCCAGAUCACUGGAGGCGGGCGUCGGCACACCGGCGGUCGUCCAGAUGAGUGGUUCCAAGUCCUCCGUGGCCACUUCGGUGCCGCUGACCAGCCAGCAGAUCGCCGAGCACUCCAAUAACAACUGCAACGGCAGCAUUGGCACGGAGGACGCCAAUUGUCCGCUGCUGCAGCGCCAGGGCUCCCUGACGAGUCCUGUGGACGAGCUGCUGUUCCACGCGAAGCGCUGGCACUCCCUCGAGUCCGUGGCCAUGGACAAUGAGUCGGCCAGCAGCAAGAAGCCACUCGGCAGGGCGUCCAUUCGCUCGUGGCUUGUGGGAUUGUUUCAGGGCAGCGCGCUGAAGAACAGCGACGCGUCGUUGCGCAAAGUCUGCACGGUGCAGAGUGGUGUGAAGCCCGCCUUCAACGAUCUCCCGGCGUCCGUUGAGAAGGAGAGCAUCGUCUGAGGACACAGCCACAGGCUCUCGAUUCCUCCGCGGUGGUGGGACUCGGAAAGGGGGGAGGGGAAACGUGAUCAAAAUUUAGGAUCUUUCCUCGCCACACAUCCUUGAGCUUUUCUGGCGCGAAAUGUGUCUUAUAAUUUAUUUUAACUUAUGUCAUUACUUAUUUAUCUCUUAAUUUAUAUAUAUAGUGUUUUUUUUUCUUAACUCCUUUCGGCUAUGACGCGCGGCAAACCGUUCGCCGGCGGUUUCCCAGGCGCACGCCGCGCCAACCAAUCCAAGCUUUCCGAGUGCCAGGGAGGAAGAGAGAGAGAGAGAGAGAGAGCCCUUAGCGAAAUUGGAUUGUUUUCCAGAAUCACAGUGAAAGACAAUCGGUAGCGAGAAACGAGAGACUUUGUUAUCCUCAGAUGUUGUAGGAUGUGUGCUUGUGCAAUUGUUUAAUUAACGAGUUUAAUGUAUAACCCAAGUUUUUAACAAGAAUCCUUUGACUUUGUGAUAUGCGUCAAACGUUGCAGUUGUGGCCACAUUGAGUGACAUUGGCGAUCAGUGCAACAAUUGCUCAAUGUGAACAACAACACGUUUCUUUCUCAUGCAAAAACAAAUGGAUGAAAUAGUCCAAAAAAAAAACAUAUUAUUUAAUUCAGUCUUCAAGUGAUAUUACACAUGAAUUGACAGAGUUUUGGAGCAAAAUUUGAAGAAUUUUUUGAGCUUGAGUGAAUCACAAUUGUUCCACAGAAAGGGAAUUUGAAUUAAGGAACUUUGUGGCAUUUAUGAGGAAAAAAUUUGUAUCUCAACCUUAUUAAAUUUCUCAUGUCUCUGGCAAACUGCACAGUGUUAAAGCAAAAAAUCUCAGAAGCUCCGCCCAUUUUCAUGCUCCGCCUUCUGAUAAGUGUCAAAUGUGUAAUUUUCUAGUGACAUUUGUCAAUCUUUCCAGCGUGCAUUUGUGUGAAUAUCACUUGAGAAUAGCCAGAAAAAAAAUAAUCCUUUAACAAGAAGACAACGAUAGAAAUCCAAAAAGAAAAAAAAGGCACAAAACAGGGUAGAUUUGAAAGAAGAAAAAGAAGAAAAAAACGCAAAAGAAAACUUUAAGGUGAUUGAAAAUAAGAAGGUUGUUGGGAAAAUGUUUUUCGUUACCGUCACAAGAUGAGAGCAAAUGUGGAUAUUUUUGAGAGGCGAAAGGACUUGUUUUUUUUUUUACAAAAAAUGUAAAAGAUAUAUUAGAGAGAAAAGAAAAGAAACCUAGUGUAAAUAGCAUCUGAAAAACAAAAGAAAAAAAGAGCGAGAGACAGUGAAGCUGCAUAAAAAUUAGUAUUUUUUUUUUUUUUGAUAAUAAGAGGUGUAAAUGUGGAGAAAAAGAAGAACAGAUUAACAGAUUAGGAAGAGAUAAAGAUAUAAUGAAGUAAAAAAAAAUAUCAUAUGCAGAUAAGAGUUUAGUGUUUAAAAGUUAUGUGUAUGUAAAUGAAAUUAUUUAAUGGAAAAUGUGCCAUUUUAUUCAACUGCUGAGUCAUUUACAUUUGUGAUUAAUUUGUGUAAUUAAAACAACUAGAAUGUGUUUUUUUCUUUUCUUUUGUAAUCAAUGAAGGAACUUUUCCAUGGAGAUUUCAAAAAGAAAAAAAAGGGGAAACAUAAGAAUAUAUUUUAUUAGUAGAUAUCAAAAUAAUUUCUAUUCCUUUGACGACGAAGAAAUCAAAAAAAAAAUUGAACAAAAUGCGAAGCAAAGUAUGGGAAAAUCGUACUAUAAGUCUUUUUUAGUAGGAAAAGAAAA